AUGAAUAAAUAUAUACACUCUAUAAUCCUUUGCAACGGUGGCCUUGGUGCAUCUAUUAUACUUGGAAGCCUGGACCCCAAUAAAUAUUUGGGGAAGCUGAUUUCGUUUUUAGACCCAGUUCUUCCCACUGCAUCCCGUACUGACUUUGUUAGGUGUUGGUAUGCUAAGACUGACGGCUGGGCGGCAUCGACAUUCCACAGCAACUGCGAUGGGAGAGGACCUACAGUGACAAUCAUCAAAGUGAACGAUUACAUAUUUGGUGGAUAUACGGAUGUGUCCUGGAGCGGAGGCAGGCAUAUCAAAUUUUUAAAGAGAGAACAAGAUAAUUUUAUAGGAUCAACUGGUUCUUGUGCAGGUUAUUCCUACGCCAGUAAAGCUUUCAUCUUCUCUCUCUAUAACGUCAAAGGAUACAAUCCCGUAAAGUUGACACAAUACCGAAAUCAGCAAUAUGCAAUGUACAGAUGUAAUACGUAUGGACCCAUCUUUGGCGCUGGGUAUGGUCAUGAUAUCUACAUAUCCGACGGCUCUGGAAACAACCAGAACUCUUACACCAGAUGCGGUUGUACGUACACGAAACCCUCAGGAUACUCAACUGGUGACUGUGGUUUUUUUACAGGGGGGUAUCAUUUCUCUCCAACGGACGUCGAAGUAUUCUAUGAAGCAGGCCUCGGUUUGUCCGCCAUACUUCGAAGUCUUGAUUACAACCAGUACUUGAAGGUGCUGUUUUCGUAUUUGGACCCAGUCCUUAUCAAUAAAGAACGUAGUAGGUUUGUGAGGUGUUGGCACGCAGGGAUUGACGGUUGGGCAGCAUCGACAUUCCACAGUAACUGCGAUGGGAGAGGACCCACAGUGACUAUCAUUAAAGUUAACAGUUAUAUCUUUGGUGGAUACACUGACGUGUCCUGGACCAGUAGUCCCUGUGCUUAUUCUUCAGCCAGCAAAGCUUUCGUUUUCUCUCUUUACAACGUCAAAGGAUACAAUCCUGUGAAGCUGACACAAUAUCGAUACCAGCAAUACGCAAUGUACAGAUGUUCCUCUUACGGACCCACUUUUGGUUGGGCACAUGACAUCUACAUACGUGACGACGCUGUAAACAUUCAGCACUCUUAUGCUAGAUGCGGUGGCACGUACUCCAACCCCACGGGCUAUUCAGCUGGAGAUUGUAAAUUUUUCACAGGAGCAUCAAAUUUCACUCCAUCUGACAUCGAAGUUUUCUUCGAAAUAAUAAACUAA
This is a messenger RNA of Pocillopora verrucosa, 1233 nucleotides long. The record is from RefSeq and is a predicted model, not a curated record. NCBI's taxonomy places the organism in Eukaryota, Metazoa, Cnidaria, Anthozoa, Scleractinia, Pocilloporidae.